UGAAAUCUUUCAGACUGUAUCACUUACUUUACUAUUGACCUUGUCUGUUAAUGGAAAUUUCCUGUUAGUUGCUGAAAAUCGAUAUCCUUGGAACUUUCUGCACGUACAAUGUGAAAACUUAAUCGGUGGAAAUUAGAAUUUCAAAAUAAAAUCUUCACUUGAAUUCUGCGACGGCUAUAUAAGCUAUUGCAUGGAAGCGCUUAGGCUGUAAGAGAUAAUCCAAGUGGUGGUUCAAUCUCUUGCAGCAAGCAGCAUCACAGAUCAGGAUGCCCUGCUCCAAUUCAGGUACUCCAUUACUUAUGAUCCUUUUCAAUCAUUAGCUAAUUGGAAUUCUAGUAUCUCCUUCUGCAAUUGGACUGGUGUUACAUGCAAUUUGAGCAAUGAAAGAGUUAUUGAACUCAACCUCACUGGUAUGGGAUUAAGGGGUACAAUAUCUCCUUUCAUUGGGAAUUUGUCUUUUCUUUCUAUGCUUAUUCUCCCAAAUAAUAGUCUGCAUGGCCAAAUUCCACAAGAGCUUGGUGGUCUUAUUGGGUUGCUGGAUUUGUCCCUGAAUAAUAAUCAGUUAGAGGGUCCCAUUCCUCAUGGGUUAGGUUUGCUCACAAAUUUACUGGUUCUUAACUUAGGACAGAACAAUAUAACGGGUGUUAUUCCUUCCUCUUUGGGCAACCUCUCAUACUUGACUGCCUUAGCUUUGAGUAAUAAUGAACUAGAAGGCUCAAUCCCUAGGGAACUCGGUAUGCUUACUCAGUUGAUUGACCUGGAUCUGGGAUACAAUGGACUAGAGGACUCAAUUCCUAUGGAACUCGGUAUGCUCUCUAAGUUGAAAGUAUUAAGUCUUCACGUUAAUAGAUUGUCAGGCACCAUUCCCUCUACUCUGGGUAACCUUUCAGCUAUAGUUUCCCUGAGUUUGACUUAUAAUAAACUCCAAGGCUCAAUCCCUAGUGAACUGGGUAUGCUCUCUCGGCUAAAUUUAUUGGAUAUUAAUGAUAACCUAUUGUCAGGCAUCAUUCCUCCUUCUCUAGGGAACAUCUCAUCUUUGGUCUACCUUGGAAUUUCUUCAAAUAAUCUCACCGGUGCCAUUCCAUAUGAACUGGGCCAGCUAAUACAUCUGCAAACCCUCUCUCUUUCUCAAAACCAACUUACCGGAGAGAUACCUCCUUUCUUUUCAAAUUGUUCUUCUCUUCUGCAUUUGAUUCUGAAUGAAAAUAAGUUAUCAGGGCAGAUUCCAUCAUUUUUAGGUGCAAAACUCGUCCUCCUAGAAUACCUUCUUCUUUUUAUAAACAAUUUCACAGGAGAAAUACCUCCCUCCCUCUCAAAUUGUUCUUCUUUACAGUAUUUAUAUUUAGAGCAGAAUAAUUUGUCAGGACAUAUUCCAUCAUUCAGUUGGGAUAGACUUAUCCAUCUUCAAUCUCUCUCUUUCGCUACGAACAGUCUCACUGGUGAAAUACCUCCAUCCAUCUCUAACUGUUCCUCUCUUCAAAUUUUAAGUUUAAGUGAGAACAGAUUAUCAGGACAGAUUCCAUCAGAUUACGGGGCCAAACUCCACUAUCUAGAAUUACUCUCCCUUUAUACAAACCAACUUACAGGAACAAUACCACCUUCCCUCUCGAACUGUUCUGCUCUCAGUCUAUUAGCAUUAUAUGGUAACCAAUUAUCAGGACACAUUCCACCAGUGCUUUGUCAGCAACUUACCAAUCUAAGAAUCCUAAAUCUAUGGGGAAAUAAGCUUAGUGGAAGCAUACCAAAUUCCAUUGGAAAUUGUUCCAAACUAGAAUUGCUUCAUCUACAAGUCAAUCAGCUGAGCGGAAUAGUGCCCAAAGAGGUAGGCAAUUUGUAUCUGCUUCAAAGAAUUGGUUUAUUUUCCAACCACCUUGUUAGUGAGACCAGUAGCCCCUGGGCAUUUCUUACAGCUCUUGGAAAUUGCUCCAACCUAGAUAGCAUACUUUUGUCGAAUAAUCAGUUUACCGGUGCUUUACCUCCCUCCAUAGGUAACCUUUCUUCCAACCUCUCUUGGCUUGAUAUAUCAUCCAACAACAUAAGUGGAAGCAUACCUCCUCAAAUUGUAAAUCUCUCCAACCUGAACUACUUAGAUUUAAGUUAUAAUAUGCUAAAUGGGUUCAUUCCACCUGGAUUUAGAGCCUUUCAAAAUUUGGAACGACUAUAUUUGGGAAGCAACAGAUUAGAAGGAACCAUUCCAAGUGAGAUAGGUCAACUCCAAAGACUUGGACUUUUGUCUCUUAGUCACAACAAUCUAUCCGGAAAAAUUCCUGAUUCCCUUGGCAGCCUCAAAGCCCUUAGAAGACUUUUUCUUCAUGACAACAAAUUAUCAGGAUUGAUACCUCUGAGUUUAAGAGGAUGUAAGAAUCUGGAGCUGCUAGACUUGUCUUCCAAUGAACUGAGUGGUAUUAUACCUGGAGAAGUUCUUACCAGUCUUAAAAAUCUUCAGUUCUAUUUAGAUCUCUCAUGGAAUGCAUUAGAAGGGUCCUUGCCCCCAGAGAUUGGCAAUAUUGCAAUGGUUCAAUCUAUAAACAUUUCAGGCAAUAAAUUGCAUGGUGGCAUUCCAGAGGCGCUCGGAAGUUGCCUAGGAUUGAUAACCUUGAAUCUAUCAAACAAUGCCUUACAAGGUACAAUUCCCGAAGCAUUCAGCAAUUUGAGAUAUCUCAUGGACCUGGAUCUUUCCUCCAAUUCUUUAAUUGGCCAGAUUCCAAAAUCUCUGAAGAAACUUGAAUAUCUUCGCUAUCUGAAUUUAUCUUUCAACAGACUCACCGGAGAAGUUCCAGAAGGAGGGGUUUCUGCUAAUGCCACUGCUAUUGUUUCACUUAUUGGAAAUGCUGGCCUUUGUGGACCGCAGAUAUUCUUGUUGCCUGAAUGCCCAAAUCAGAAAAGUCAUUCACACAAAGAAACAGUGAUAGUGGCAGUUUCUAGUGCCAGUGCUGUUGUGGUAUUCUGCUUAGUUUUAGGUUUCUUGUGGAGAUGCAUCUCGCCACAUGAUGAUCACCCUAGAGAUAUUAUGCAGAUGGAACACCUGAAAAUUUCUUAUGAAGAUCUCUUCAGUGCAACUGAUGGAUUUAAUGAGAGCAAGCUGGUUGGAGUCGGCAGCUUUGGAUCAGUCUACAGGGGAGAUCUGAAAGAUGGUAGACUAGUUGCUGUGAAGGUUCUUAAUUUGAAUGAUGAAGAAGCUCAUAAGAGUUUCGAUGCCGAAUGUAAGGUGUUAAGAGAGGUUCGACACCGCAAUCUCACCAGGAUCUUAACUUCAUGUUCAAUCCCCGGCUUCAAAGCUUUAGUUUUUGAAUUUAUGUCAAAUGGAAGCUUGGAGACGAAUUUGUAUCCGGAACAGGGUGAUUGUGAAUUGGGCUUAAAAAGACGAAUAGACAUUGCCAUUGACAUAGCAAAUGCCAUGGAAUAUCUGCAUGACAAUUCUUCUGUCGAGGUGGUCCACUGUGAUUUAAAACCUGAGAACGUCCUAUUAGACAAAGACCUGACAGGCCAUGUAACAGAUUUUGGAAUUGCUAGGUUAACUUCAGGUACACAAUCUGUGGACUCUCUUACUUCAACACUUUCUAUCAAAGGGUCAGUGGGCUACAUUGCCCCAGAGUAUGGACUAGGAGGGAGUGUAACUAUAGAGGGAGAUGUCUACAGUUAUGGCAUUUUGCGGCUAGAAAUGCUGACAAGAAAGAGACCAACAGAAGACAUGUUUGUAGAAGGUCUUAACUUACACAACUGGGUAAACUCAGCCUUUCCUAACAACCUGGAAGAUAUUCUUGACAGAAGCUUAGAACAGGAUAUUGUUGGCAUUAAAGACGACAUGAAAGAAGUAAAAGACUUGUGCAAGCGGUGUUACACCUCCUUGUUUGGUAUCGGUUUAGCUUGCUCAAAAGAUUUAGCACAAGAAAGGCCAACCAUGAAAGAUGUUGUGAGGGUUUUGGAGAGUAUCAGAAAGAGUUUAACAGGAGCCGAUGAAUGUUCAGUCAAAUAAUGGCCAACUAUAUCUGAUCUGGUGGCCAAUCCUCUAGAAGGAGCAAGGAAAGCUCAUAGAAAUAAUUCUUCUACCAGUGAAUGUUCUUCUUCAGAUUAAUUUCUGGGUAAAACAUCAACAGAAUCCUUUGGAAAGCAGUAUGAAUUAAAAUCUCUCAUGUAUAUUUUAUAUAAGAGGAACGACGAUGCUAUUGUUAGCUCUAAAUAUUAGGUCUGUAGCUCUUUUCUUGUGUCAUCUUUGUUCCGUUCUGUUCGGCUUCUUUAGAAAUAAUGAAGCUGGAAUGUAAUCAAUCACUAUUCAAAGUU
This is a messenger RNA of Cryptomeria japonica (Japanese cedar), 4281 nucleotides long. RefSeq names its product putative receptor-like protein kinase At3g47110. Lineage: Eukaryota; Viridiplantae; Streptophyta; Pinopsida; Cupressales; Cupressaceae. Gene Ontology annotation, molecular function: ATP binding; protein binding; protein kinase activity. The record is from RefSeq and is a predicted model, not a curated record. The coding region runs from base 413 to 3976 and encodes 1187 amino acids. The transcript is spliced from 3 exons. Gene Ontology annotation, biological process: protein phosphorylation.